UGUUCUAUGUUUUGUCUCUGAACUGUGAAUUCUGAGGCCGGCCGGCCACCUCAGUAGGAGUGUUGAAGGAGGACAGACGUGUCCUGAACCUUCACACCCCAGCCCCGAGGGACGCCUCGGUGGUGUUUGUAGGGGAGAACUGACAAGUUCGUCAGACUCCCCAAAUCCGUAGGCAGGCCUCCCCUGCCAUCUGAAUCUGAAUACUGGCCGCGGCUCCUUGGUUGUUGUCUAGUCUGUGUUGUCUGGUCUGUGUCGACAUUGUAGUCAUCUUUGUGUAUGUGUGUGUAAGUGUGCUGGUGUGGACGCGUGGACAGGACAGGACGACACAGCCAUGGGACAGACAUUGACUACUCCUCUAACUUUGACUCUGACUCAUUUCUCGGACGUCCAAGCAAGAGCUCACAAUCUUUCCCUUGAGGUUCGGAAAGGUCGAUGGCGAACUUAUUGUUCAUCAGAGUGGCCCACCCUAUCCGUAGGGUGGCCCCGGGACGGGACUUUUGACCUCUCUAUUAUAUUACAGGUUAAGACGAAGGUAAUGGAUCCCGGACCACAAGGUCAUCCAGAUCAAGUAGCCUAUAUCCUCACUUGGGAGGAUCUCAUUCGGAAUCCUCCGGCAUGGAUGAAACCCUUCCUCCCUUCCUGCCCCCUAUCUCAAUCUACCCUUCUUCCCCUGAAAACCUCAAAAGACCGUGCCUCAACCCAAGCUUCAGACCUGCCCAAACCAGUUCUUCCUGAUAAGUCCCAAAAGGACCCUCUUCUCCUAGACGCUUUGUCCUCGCCGCCCUACAACCCCCUCUUACAGCCUCCACCCUAUAAUCCGCCCCUGGCCCCCGCCUUGACCCCGGUGGCCCCUACUUCCCCUCCUGCCUCCAGUUCCUCCUCCCCCUCCCCAAUUUCUUCCCACGGCCCUCCCACUUGGCAAUCUUCCCUGUUUCCUCUCCGGACUGUCAACCGGACUAUCCAGUAUUGGCCAUUUUCUGCAUCUGAUCUUUACAAUUGGAAAACUCAUAACCCUUCCUUUUCCCAAGAACCCCAGGCCCUAACCUCACUGAUAGAAUCUAUCCUCCUCACACACCAGCCCACCUGGGACGACUGCCAGCAGCUCCUACAGGUCCUUUUGACUACAGAGGAAAGGCAACAAGUUCUCCUGGAGGUUCCAACCCAGCUCCCCAACGAAAUAGAUGAGGGGUUUCCCCUCACCCGCCCGGACUGGGACUAUGAAACGGCUCCAGGUAGGGAGAGUCUCCGAAUCUAUCGCCAGGCUCUGUUGGCGGGUCUCAAGGGGGCAGGGAAACGGCCCACCAAUUUGGCCAAGGUAAGGACCAUAAUUCAAGGAAAAGAGGAAAGCCCCGCAGCCUUUAUGGAACGGCUUCUAGAGGGGUUUCGGAUGUAUACUCCAUUUAACCCCGAGGCUCCAGAACAUAAGGCUACCGUGGCCAUGUCGUUCAUAGAUCAGGCAGCAUCUGAUAUAAAAGGAAAGCUCCAACGGCUAGAUGGGAUUCAAACCUAUGGGUUGCAGGAACUAGUUAGGGAGGCAGAAAAGGUAUAUAACAAGAGGGAAACUCCAGAAGAAAAGGAGGCUAGGCUAGCAAAAGAGCAGGAAGCACGGGAGGAACGAAGAGAUCGAAAGAGAGAUAAACAUCUAACAAAAAUCCUGGCAGCUGUAGUGACAGAAAAUAGAACAGGAAAGUCAGGGGAAACGAAGAGGCGGCCCAAAAUAGAAAAAGACCAAUGUGCCUAUUGCAAAGAGCGCGGGCACUGAAUCAAAGACUGCCCUAAGCGCCUUAGAGACUCAAAGAAAUCUACCCCCAUACUCACCUUGGGCGAAGAGAGAGAGUAGGGGCGUCAGGGCUCUGGAGCCCCCCCCGAGCCCCGGCUAACUUUAUCUGUAGGGGGGCAUCCCACCACCUUCCUGGUGGACACAGGAGCUCAGCACUCGGUCCUAACCAAGGCAAACGGGCCUCUGUCCUCUCGUACCUCUUGGGUUCAAGGAGCGACAGGAAGAAAAAUUCACAAAUGGACUAACUACCGUACGGUUGAUUUAGGGCAAGGGACAGUGACACACUCUUUUCUGGUAGUACCCGAAUGCCCAUACCCCCUUUUAGGACGAGACCUCCUAACCAAGCUUGGAGUUCAGAUCCAUUUCUCCAAAGCGGGGGCCCAAGUGCUAAACCAGGAUGGCCAGCCUAUCCAAGUCUUAACUGUGUCCUUACAAGACGAACACAGACUUUUUGAAACCCCGGUCACCACUAACCUCCUCGAAGCCUGGCUGCAGGACUUUCCCCAGGCCUGGGCAGAAACGGGAGGGCUCGGUCGAGCCAAAUGCCAGGCCCCAAUCAUAAUUGACCUAAAGCCCACGGCAAUGCCUGUAUCUAUCAGGCAGUAUCCCAUGAGCAAGGAGGCUCAUAUGGGCAUUCAGCCACACAUUACCAGAUUUCUAGAGCUUGGGGUCCUGCGACCUUGCCGCUCACCUUGGAAUACCCCUCUCUUACCAGUGAAAAAACCUGGUACUCGGGACUACAGGCCUGUCCAAGACUUAAGGGAGGUCAACAAAAGGACUAUGGAUAUCCAUCCUACGGUCCCCAAUCCCUAUAACUUGCUCAGCACCCUGAGCCCAGACCGUACCUGGUACACAGUACUGGACCUAAAAGAUGCAUUCUUUUGUUUACCCUUGGCCCCCCAGAGCCAAGAACUGUUUGCUUUCGAAUGGAGGGACCCUAAAAGAGGAAUCUCAGGCCAAUUAACCUGGACCCGCUUACCCCAAGGGUUUAAAAACUCCCCCACUCUCUUUGAUGAGGCUCUUCACAGGGACCUAACUGACUUCCGGACUCAACAUCCAGAAGUAACUCUACUCCAAUAUGUGGAUGACCUUCUUCUGGCCGCCCCCACAAAAGAAGCCUGCAUACUAGGUACCAGACAUCUGCUCCGGGAAUUAGGAGAAAAAGGAUACCGGGCAUCCGCCAAGAAGGCCCAGAUUUGCCAAACCAAGGUAACCUACCUGGGGUACAUACUGAGUGAGGGGAAAAGAUGGCUCACCCCUGGGCGAAUAGAAACUGUGGCUCGCAUUCCGCCACCCCAGAGCCCCAGAGAGGUACGUGAAUUCCUGGGAACUGCUGGGUUCUGUCGCUUAUGGAUACCUGGGUUCGCUGAGCUAGCCGCCCCCCUCUAUGCCCUCACGAAAGAGAGUGCACCCUUCACCUGGCAGGAAAAACAUCAGUCAGCCUUUGAGGCCCUAAAAGAGGCCCUCCUUUCCGCCCCGGCUCUCGGGUUGCCAGACACCUCCAAGCCCUUUACCCUCUUCAUAGACGAGAAACAAGGAAUUGCCAAAGGAGUUCUAACCCGAAAAUUAGGGCCCUGGAAGAGACCAGUAGCAUACCUGUCCAAAAAGUUGGACCCUGUGGCAGCGGGGUGGCCCCCAUGUCUUCGUGUCAUGGCAGCCACUGCUAUGCUGGUCAAGGACUCUGCCAAAUUAACCCUUGGACAGCCACUAACUGUUAUCACCCCGCAUGCUUUAGAGGCCGUAGUGCGGCAGCCACCGGACCGAUGGAUAACCAACGCACGCCUAACUCACUACCAGGCCCUCCUACUGGACACAGACCGCAUCCAAUUUGGACCUCCGGUUACCUUGAACCCUGCCACGUUGCUACCGGCACCGGAAGACCAACAGAGCGCACACGAUUGCCGGCAAGUACUGGCUGAGACCCAUGGGACACGGGAAGAUCUUAAAGAUCAAGAGCUCCCAGAUGCGGAUCACUCUUGGUAUACGGACGGGAGCAGUUACAUCGACUCAGGUACCCGGAGGGCGGGAGCAGCGGUAGUAGAUGGCCACCACAUCAUAUGGGCACAAUCACUACCUCCUGGCACGUCUGCCCAAAAGGCUGAGCUGAUAGCGCUCACCAAGGCCCUAGAGCUAUCCGAAGGGAAAAAGGCUAACAUAUACACAGAUAGCCGAUAUGCCUUUGCAACGGCUCAUACACAUGGGAGUAUUUAUGAAAGAAGGGGCCUACUAACCUCAGAAGGAAAAGAAAUUAAAAACAAAGCUGAAAUCAUUGCAUUAUUAAAGGCCCUUUUUCUUCCUCGAAGAGUAGCCAUAAUUCAUUGCCCCGGGCAUCAGAAAGGACAAGGCCCAAUUGCAACAGGAAAUAGACAGGCAGACCAAGUAGCCAGGCAAGUCGCUGUGGCAGAAACGUUGACCUUGACCACAAAACUUGAAGAAACCGAUCUUACGACCAACAAAUAUGCUUACACCCCAGAAGACCAGGAAGAGGCAAAGGCCAUAGGGGCUAUACUGAAUCAGACACUAAAGACUGGGGAAAAAAAAGGAAAGAUAGUCCUUCCCCGAAAGGAAGCCCUGGCAAUGAUCCAACAAAUGCACGCCUGGACACAUUUAAGUAAUCGGAAGCUGAAGUCACUGAUUGAAAAAACUGACUUCUUAAUCCCUAAGGCAGGCACCCUCAUAGAACAGGUGACCUCCGCCUGUAAGGUCUGUCAACAGGUAAACGCUGGGGCUACCCGAGUGCCAGAAGGAAAACGGACUCGUGGUAACCGCCCAGGAGUCUAUUGGGAAAUAGACUUUACUGAAGUAAAGCCUCACUAUGCGGGGUAUAAGUACUUAUUAGUGUUUGUAGACACCUUUUCAGGAUGGGUAGAAGCCUACCCCACCCGACAAGAAACGGCACACGUGGUAGCCAAGAAGAUUUUAGAAGAAAUCUUCCCCAGAUUUGGACUUCCCAAGGUAAUCGGGUCAGAUAACGGGCCGGCCUUCGUUUCCCAGGUAAGUCAGGGGCUCGCCAGGACACUGGGGAUUAAUUGGAAAUUACACUGUGCAUAUAGGCCCCAGAGCUCAGGACAGGUAGAAAGAAUGAAUAGAACAAUAAAAGAGACCCUUACUAAAUUGACCUUAGAGACUGGCUUAAAAGAUUGGAGACGCCUCCUAUCUCUGGCCUUGUUAAGAGCCAGAAAUACACCCAACCGUUUCGGGCUCACCCCAUAUGAAAUCCUUUAUGGGGGACCCCCCCCUUUUGUCAACCUUGCUCAAUCCUUCUCCCCCUCCGAUCCUAAGACUGAUUUACAAGCCCGACUAAAAGGGCUGCAAGCGGUGCAGGCCCAAAUCUGGACACCCCUGGCCGAACUGUAUCGGCCAGGACAUCCACAAACUAGCCACCCAUUUCAGGUAGGAGACUCCGUGUAUGUCCGGCGGCACCGCUCUCAAGGAUUGGAGCCUCGUUGGAAGGGACCUUACAUCGUCCUGCUGACCACGCCCACCGCCAUAAAGGUUGACGGGAUUGCCGCCUGGAUUCACGCAUCGCACGCCAAAGCAGCCCCAAAAACCCCUGGACCAGAAACUCCCAAAACCUGGAAGCUCCACCGUUCGGAGAACCCUCUUAAGAUAAGACUCUCCCGUGUCUGACUGCUAAUCCACCCUGUCCCUGCACGAACCCAAAAUGAAACCCCCAGCAGGAAUGGUCUUUCUGUGGGUCCUCACAAGCUUGGGGGCGGGAAUUGGAGCUAAAAUUGUCAAAGAGGGGAACCCACAUCAGGUUUACACCUUGACUUGGCAAAUCUACUCCCAGAGUGGGGAAGUUGUCUGGGAGGUCCAAGGUAACCAUGCGCUUAACACUUGGUGGCCCCCACUUACCCCUGAUUUUUGCCAGCUGGCAGCUGGACUAGACACUUGGGAUAUCCCCCUGGUUUACCACUUUAGUCUCCUCCCUCAUGGGCCCCUUAAUACUCCUACUAUUAAUACUGGUGUUCGGACCCUGCAUCCUUAACCGCUUGGUACAGUUCAUAAGAGAAAGACUCUCUGUCAUCCAGGCCUUGGUUCUAACCCAACAGUACCACCAACUAAGACAAUUUGAUGCAGAAAGGCCAGAUACAAUUGAAUGAAAGGUUUCAUUCGAUGCCAAAAGAAAAUGGGGGAAUGAGAGACCCCUGGUCUAGCUUACUAAAACACCCCCACCCUACCUUCAACUUUGUAAACGCCUCACUCGCAGAGCCUGUACUCCCACUAGUUAACAAACAGGAUUUCUGCGGUUAGACAUCUGGACCCCGGGGGAGCUGUACAGGCUGCUACAUAGAUAACCGCUUUCCUCUCGCUUCUGUAAUCUUGCUUACGCGCCCAACCAUAGUAAUCUUGCUUACGCGCCCAACCCUAACCGGAAGGUCCCUAGCCGCUUCGCAGCCCGGGCUCCAAGUUGCAUCAGCCAAAAGAAACUUCAUUUCCCAAGCUUCCCCGGGACGAAACUACCCACAACCCUAACCAUCACCGAGCAGAGAGCCUACCACCAGCCUGUAUGCAAAUAAGACUCAAAAUAGCAUAAAAGACCUGUGACCCCGUUUAUCGGGGCUCUCCCGCUUUCCAACACUGGGGAGCCCUGGUGCACCAGUAAAGACUCUCUGCCGA
Felis catus (domestic cat) is the source of this 6403-nucleotide messenger RNA. RefSeq lists its product as uncharacterized. NCBI's taxonomy places the organism in Eukaryota, Metazoa, Chordata, Mammalia, Carnivora, Felidae. The record is from RefSeq and is a predicted model, not a curated record. Gene Ontology annotation, molecular function: nucleic acid binding; aspartic-type endopeptidase activity; zinc ion binding. Gene Ontology annotation, biological process: proteolysis; DNA integration; virion assembly.